CAAAUCCAAUAGCAAAAACCAAAUCAAAAACUCAAAUUAUUACCAUAUCCACAUCCCAUCCUUCCAAACCAUAAUAAUACACUCACUCAUAUGUUAAAAAUAAAAAUAAAAAGCAUAAACAAACUCACAAAAUCGUAGGACCCAAUUGCUCCUAUAAUUAUUAAACUCUAAUAAGUAGUAACCAUUUCAUUAUAUUGUUCGUUCCAAAUUGCAAUUACAUUACAAUUUUUGCAUUGGUUGUUUCCACCACCAUGACAUCAACCUACGGCACAAUCCCAACCUCACCAACACCACCAAAACUUGAAUACAUAACACGUGGCAAACAACGGAUCAAGGCCGGCUUAGGAACUCGUCGACCGUGGAAAACCAUGUUCGAUAUCCGGUCACUCGGCAUCCCCACUGGUGUACCGGAAGCAAUUUCACGUGUUCGUGUCAACAUCUCAUACUUCCGCAUGAACUACACUAUGGUGAUGCUUUUGAUUUUGUUUCUGAGCCUUUUAUGGCAUCCUUACUCACUCAUUGUUUUCGUUAUCCUAAUGGCGGCAUGGUUGUUCUUCUACUUCCUCCGUGAUCAGCCGGUGAUUUUAUGGGGUCGGCUUGUUGAUGAUCGAAUUGUGGUUGUUCUCAUGGCGUUUGUUACGGUGGCUUUGUUGCUUCUUACGCAAGCUACUGUUAAUAUUGUUGUUGCGGUUAGUGUUGCCACUGUGGUUGUGGUGGCACAUGGUGUGUUUAGGAAGACAGAGGAUUUGUUCUUUGAGGAAGAAGAAGAAGUCAUUGUUUCUGUUGCUUCUUGAUUUUGAUCUAUUAUGUUCAAUAGUUUAUUAAUCUUUUUUAUUUAUUUCAAUCGUCAUUCUUUUUUCAUUUUUGUUGUGUGCGGAUUGGGUAAAAUAAAAAUGAUUAGUGCAUGUUUAAAGUUAUGGCCAGUUUGACGAAAUUAUGAUCACAUCUAAGAUUUUACUAUGUAAUUUUUGAUAAAUCACUA
Molecule: messenger RNA, 982 nt
Organism: Medicago truncatula (barrel medic)
Lineage: Eukaryota; Viridiplantae; Streptophyta; Magnoliopsida; Fabales; Fabaceae
Product: PRA1 family protein F3
Exons: 1
Coding region: 252-794 (180 amino acids)
Biological process (GO): vesicle-mediated transport
Cellular component (GO): Golgi apparatus; endoplasmic reticulum
Source: RefSeq, a predicted model, not a curated record